Colletotrichum godetiae is the source of this 336-nucleotide messenger RNA. RefSeq lists its product as uncharacterized. Lineage: Eukaryota; Fungi; Ascomycota; Sordariomycetes; Glomerellales; Glomerellaceae. The coding region runs from base 1 to 336 and encodes 111 amino acids. The transcript has a single exon. The record is from RefSeq and is a predicted model, not a curated record.
AUGAGAACGAAACCUGCGGCUGCAUCGAUGACGGGUACUCUGGCAGGUGGGAUUUCAGAACCUGCACUCAUUGUGGCGGGAACGAAAGGUGAGGAAAUUUCCAACCCAGAGUUAGUAGAACUUUGCAUUGACGUAAUUAUGCUACAUAGAAACCCUUGUAAAACCUGCGACUCCCGAGGUGUGGUCAGAGUCCCUUGCCCUCACGGGGCUGCUGGCCAAGCCCAGGCUCUAAGCUCUCAGCCCGUGGCCGAGGACUCGAACAACAAACCGGGACCCAGGGGACCUACGGGACCGACAGGCUCGGGUCAAGGCGUCGCCGGUGCCGGCUGCCACUGA